Phytophthora nicotianae INRA-310 is the source of this 1011-nucleotide messenger RNA. RefSeq lists its product as hypothetical. Gene Ontology annotation, cellular component: nucleus. Lineage: Eukaryota; Oomycota; Peronosporomycetes; Peronosporales; Peronosporaceae. Gene Ontology annotation, molecular function: ubiquitin conjugating enzyme activity; calcium ion binding. Gene Ontology annotation, biological process: DNA damage tolerance; protein K63-linked ubiquitination. The record is from RefSeq and is a predicted model, not a curated record. The transcript has 7 exons. The coding region runs from base 1 to 903 and encodes 300 amino acids.
AUGAAGGUCAAAGUUCACGUCAGCGCGCCUGAAACAUGGAUCACGGCACUACCCGAGAGCCUCAAGCAUGAGUUCUCGCUGGAGGAGCUGGAACAGAUGAAGCAACAGUUUUCAGAUUUUGAUACAAGUGGCGACGGUAGCAUCGCAGCCUCGGAGCUCAUCGUUCUAAUGGAAUCGAUGGGGAUCGCAACCACACUUGAAGAGGUGCAGGAGCUCAUUGACAAAGUUGAUGAGAAUCGGUCUGGUGAAUUGGAAUAUCCAGAGUUUGUUCGGCUUGUGAGCGAUAUUCGACGAGGAGACGGAGACAAGUUGGCAAUUUUUCUUCAAUACUCCAAGCACGUGAUGACUAUUCGCCGUGAGCUCAUCGACCUGAACGCUCACCCUACUCUCAACUCACAAGUUUUCGGUAUAAAAGAAAAUGCUUGGGAAUGGAAAGUACUCAUUCAAGGACCUUCAGACUCUCCGUACGCAGGUGGAGUCUUUAAUUUCAAUGUUAGAUUCGGGCACGAAUACCCGUUCGAACCACCAAUAUUCAGCUGUUCGACUCGUAUCUACCAUCCCAACUUCCUCCUGAAUGGCUCCAUGUCGCUCUACGGUUUGCUACGUCGCUGGGAUCCUGAGUGGCGUAUGCGACGUCUUCUCGAAGAAGUCGAGAAGAUACUCGCUACGCCGGAUGAAGAACUUAUUAACGAGUUUGAAGCUGAAACAGCGGAGAUGCUAGUGGGAGGUGGAGUCGACACUCGAUCUGCUAUCACUUCCAUCAUCGCUAGCGCCAAAUCCAAAGCUGCCCGACACCCACGGGUUAUCGCACUCGAGUGUAUCGCCAUAUACCGGAAUGACCUCAAUACUUUCAACCGCGAGGCCCGAAAACUCACUCUCCAAUGUGCAACUUCAUCAAUGUAGCCAUCAGCCUAGAAUGGCUACAGUUUAUGUAUCGAUGUUCUCUUAAGCCUUUAGAUGUAUUGUUCUUAUAUAGAGAUGUCGAUUGAUUGGGUCCACAAUUGGCGAAUC